AUUCCACAAAACCCAUGGGCUUACCCGAAUAAACCCCAACAAAAAAAGCGCGUACUAUAUAUCAAAACCUAAACUACAAACCCUAAUUUCUCUCCCCCCAUUCCACCUCCAUUUUCGCCCCCACUGUAAUCCAUCGCCGGAGGCUAACCGAAAUGGGUAGGGUCAUCAGAGCACAACGUAAGGGUGCGGGAUCAAUCUUCAAAUCCCACACCCACCACCGUAAAGGCCCCGCCAGAUUCCGCAGUCUCGACUUCGGCGAAAGAAACGGCUACCUCAAGGGAGUAAUCACCGACAUCAUCCACGACCCCGGUCGCGGUGCACCUCUCGCCAAGGUAACUUUCCGUCACCCAUUCCGGUAUAAGAAACAGAACGAGCUUUUUGUUGCUGCUGAAGGACUCUACACUGGACAGUUUAUUUAUUGCGGGAAGAAAGCCACUCUUGUUGUUGGUAAUGUUUUGCCUGUUAGGUCUAUUCCCGAAGGAGCUGUUAUUUGUAAUGUUGAACACCAUGUUGGUGAUCGUGGUGCUUUUGCUCGGUGUUCUGGUGAUUAUGCUAUUGUUAUUAGUCAUAAUCCUGAUAAUGAUACCUCUAGGGUUAAGCUUCCAUCUGGGGCAAAAAAGAUUAUUCCCAGUGGUUGCAGGGCUAUGAUUGGGCAAGUUGCAGGUGGUGGUAGAACUGAGAAGCCUAUGUUGAAGGCCGGUAAUGCUUACCAUAAGUUUAGAGUGAAGAGGAAUUGUUGGCCUAAGGUUCGUGGUGUGGCUAUGAAUCCGGUUGAGCAUCCUCAUGGAGGAGGUAACCACCAGCACAUUGGACAUGCUAGUACUGUUAGACGUGAUGCUCCUCCUGGACAGAAGGUUGGUCUCAUUGCUGCUAAGAGGACUGGUCGUCUUAGGGGACAAGCUGCUGCUACUGCAGCUAAGGCUGAUUGAUAAUUGAAGAGAUUCUUAGAAUUUUUUUUUGGUUAUAAGAUUUUAAAAUUUUGUCAGUUUUCCUGUUCUAAAUUGGUUAAGAGAAACUUAUAAAUGAUUAUAGUUGUUUUCAAUCCUUCAAUUCACCUUUCUUCA
Messenger RNA from Vicia villosa (hairy vetch), 1064 nucleotides. RefSeq names its product large ribosomal subunit protein uL2x. Gene Ontology annotation, cellular component: cytosolic large ribosomal subunit; ribosome. The transcript is spliced from 2 exons. Lineage: Eukaryota; Viridiplantae; Streptophyta; Magnoliopsida; Fabales; Fabaceae. Gene Ontology annotation, biological process: cytoplasmic translation. Gene Ontology annotation, molecular function: RNA binding; structural constituent of ribosome. The coding region runs from base 153 to 929 and encodes 258 amino acids. The record is from RefSeq and is a predicted model, not a curated record.